This is a messenger RNA of Cyprinodon variegatus (sheepshead minnow), 2317 nucleotides long. It is a transcript of the gene slc44a4, whose product is annotated as solute carrier family 44 member 4. The coding region runs from base 160 to 2316 and encodes 718 amino acids. Gene Ontology annotation, cellular component: plasma membrane. Gene Ontology annotation, molecular function: thiamine pyrophosphate transmembrane transporter activity. The transcript is spliced from 23 exons. Lineage: Eukaryota; Metazoa; Chordata; Actinopteri; Cyprinodontiformes; Cyprinodontidae. Gene Ontology annotation, biological process: choline transport; thiamine pyrophosphate transmembrane transport. The record is from RefSeq and is a predicted model, not a curated record.
CCAGGAAGCAAAAGAUUUCCCCACUUAGUUACAAUGCUCGGUGCGGACACAGCAGAGCUAUUUUUAAAACAGUUUUAGCUUCUUUUUUUUGUACAUUUUGCCCUUUUAAUUGGAGCAGACAUACAACUAAGAGCCGUUAGAGGGUGAGUUCGGAGGAAAAUGGGGAAAAAGAAGGAGGACAGUCCGGACUCCGGCUACGGGGAGCCUGCCCAGUUUGACCCAAACUUCAAUGGACCUAUACGCAAAAGAGGAUGCACGGAUAUUAUCUGCUGUAUUUUGUUUAUGGCCGUCAUCCUGGGCUACAUAGGAAUAGGAAUUUUAGCCUGGCUCUACGGAGAUCCUAGACAUGUCCUCUAUCCAAGGAAUUCAACUGGGUGGUUCUGUGGUGUUGGACCAAACAAAGAUCGACCGAACCUGUUUUACUUUGAUAUCCUAAAAUGUGCCACAUCUGUCAAUGUGAUGGCAACCGCCCUGAACGGUUUCCAGUGCCCAACCACACAGAUUUGUGUAAAAACGUGUCCCGAAGAGUUCUGGGCUGUUGGACCUCUGGACUACAUAAAGAAACCGAAAGAAGUAUUUGAGCAAAAUAUAUGUGUUCCAUCAAUUGACCUGGAAACAACCAACUUUACUGUUGCAGAAAUUGUGAACAAAGAGCUGUGUCCUUUUUUCUUCAUGCCCACAACCCCAGCAUUGGGUAGAUGUUUCCCUGACAUCCAAGCACUUGGUAAUAUCCCUGAUGCAUUUUCCAAAGUCCCAGGUUUGCCCUCUUCAAUUAACGAGACAUCAAACCUCAUCAAGAACGGCACCGGCUCAGGGGACAUAUUAAAUGGCUUCAGUGCUAGGGACGUUGGUAUCCGGAUCUUCGAAGACUUUGCAUCGGCCUGGCCAUGGAUUCUUCUUGGUUUAGUGAUAGCCAUGUUGGUCAGUCUGCUGUUCCUGCUGCUGCUGAGGUUCACGGCUCCAGUGAUGGUGUGGCUGCUCAUCAUAGCACUCCUGGGAGCUGGUGCUUAUGGGAUAUGGCACUGCUACUGGGAAUAUGAUAACUACAAACAAACUUCUGCAACCAUCCACGAUGUCGGUUUUACAACAGACUUUAAGGUCUAUCUGCAAGUUCAAGAGACCUGGCUAGCCUUUUUGAUAAUACUUUCUGUGGUGGAGGCCAUCAUUCUCCUGACCCUCAUCUUCCUCAGAACCAGAAUCCUGAUAGCGAUUGCUCUUAUUCAGGAGUCAAGCAAAGCAAUUGGUCACAUGAUGUCUUCGCUGACGUACCCUCUGGUCACAUUUGUUCUGCUGCUGGUGUGUGUUGCCUACUGGGGAGCCACUGCUGUAUACUUGGCAACUUCAGGAGAGCCCGUCUACAAAGUUGUGGCUUUAAAUUCCACCAUUACUGGCUGUGAGACUAUCAACGGCACUGUGACCUGUGACCCUCAGACUUUCAACUCAUCAGAAUACUCUGCAUGCCCUUCAGCCAGCUGCAUCUUUAUCAACUACAACGAGGAGGGUCUCUUCCAGAGGAACAUGUUCAACCUGCAGAUUUACAAUGCUGUUGCUUUCCUGUGGUGUGUGAACUUUGUCAUCGCCCUGGGGCAGUGCACGCUGGCGGGGGCCUUCGCCUCCUAUUACUGGGCCUACAACAAACCAGGCGACAUCCCCACAUUUCCAGUCUGUGCCAGCUUUAUGCGUGCUAUCAGGUACCAUGUGGGCUCUCUAGCAUUUGGUGCUUUAAUCCUGACUCUGGUUCAAAUUGUGAGGAUUAUACUUGAGUACAUCGACCACAAGACUAAGUCGGCACAAAAUCCUUGUGCACGUUUCUUACUGUGCUGCUUGAAGUGCUGCUUCUGGUGUCUGGAGAAGUUCAUAAAGUUCCUCAACAGGAAUGCCUACAUUAUGAUUGCUGUUUAUGGGAAGAACUUCUGUGUCUCUGCCAAAAAUGCUUUCAGUCUGCUCAUGAGAAAUAUCAUAAGGGUGGUGGUCCUCGAUAAAGUGACUGACAUUCUGCUGUUCUUUGGAAAACUGCUUGUGGUCGGUGGAGUAGGUGUUUUGUCGUUCUUUUUCUUCUCUGGUCGGAUUCAGCUCCCAGGCAACACAUUUCGCUCUGAAAAUCUGAACUACUACUGGAUGCCUAUUAUUACCGUGGUGUUUGGCAGCUAUCUCGUAGCCCAUGGUUUCUUCAGCGUGUACAACAUGUGUGUUGACACUCUCUUCCUCUGCUUCUUGGAAGACUUGGAGCGUAAUGACGGAUCCCUGCAGAAGCCUUACUAUAUGUCCAAAAACCUCAUGAAGAUUCUCAACAAAUCCAACAAACAGGCAAAAUGAC